GUGACGUCAGCUCCCGUCUCGCUGAGAGUGAAACAAACAUGGCGACAGACUGGAGUGGACAGGGGUAUAUUCUAACUUUAAUCAUUUUUAUCUGGAGCGCAGUUGCUGGGCGAGCUGAGGCGGCGGGAGUGGAGGUCGGCAACAGCCGGAUCAUCGGCAUGAGACUGGAAAAAAGCGACAAGGAAGCGACGACGACUGAUGACGGGGUCAUCCAGGUAACUGAGGAGAGCAAGAUCCUGCUCAGGUUUUACGGGCUGCAGCUCAACUCAAACACCUCUUCACAGAUCAGGUUCACGGAGCACGGUGACGAGGAUAAGAAUAAUGACAAUUUUAACAGGACUUGCGCCGACUUCACGAAAGACUUCGCAAUCGGCCGUUACAUGAACGUCAGCAACCAGGGCACUACGGGAUUGCUGAGUGUAAACAUUAAACCGCUCCGCAAGAGCGAGCCGCAUAAGGAGUAUGGCUUGUGCGUCAGGCAAAGCCCGGAAGACAAGUGGUACCUGCUGGGUGAGAGCGACGGCAAGCUGAGGGUGGUGGAGGAGAAGACGUCCCUGUUGCCGAUGUGGCUGCAGAUCAUCCUCAUCGCGUUUCUCUUGGUGCUGUCAGGCAUGUUCAGCGGUCUCAAUCUGGGUCUGAUGGCCCUUGACCCGAUGGAGCUCCGCAUCGUUCAGAGUUGUGGCACCGAGAAGGAGAAGAAGUACGCCCGCAAAAUUGAGCCCAUUCGCAGGAAAGGAAACUACCUGCUGUGUUCCCUUUUGCUCGGCAACGUGCUGGUGAAUACCACGCUCACGAUCCUGUUGGACGACCUCAUCGGUUCCGGCCUCGGCGCAGUGGUCGCCUCCACUAUUGGCAUCGUUAUCUUUGGGGAGAUCGUACCCCAGGCACUGUGUUCCCGCCACGGUUUGGCGGUGGGGGCCAACACCAUCCUUGUGACCAAGUUUUUCAUGCUGGUCACCUUUCCACUAUCGUACCCAAUCAGCAGGCUCCUGGACUGUGUGUUAGGCCAGGAGAUCGGCACCGUGUACAACCGGGAGAAGCUCGUGGAGAUGCUGAAAGUGACAGAACCGUACAACGACUUGGUUAAAGAAGAACUCAACAUGAUCCAGGGGGCUCUGGAGCUCCGUACCAAGACCGUGGAGGACGUCAUGACAACUCUGAACGACUGCUUCAUGAUCCACAGCGAUGCGGUGCUCGACUUCAACACCAUGUCCGAGAUUAUGGAGAGCGGCUACACGCGCAUCCCCGUCUUCGAGGACGAACGUUCCAACAUCGUGGAUGUUCUCUUUGUGAAGGACCUGGCGUUCGUGGACCCGGACGACUGCACGACCCUAAAAACGAUCACCAAGUUCUACAACCACCCGGUGCAUUUUGUAUUUCACGACACCAAGUUGGAUUCCAUGUUGGAAGAGUUUAAAAAAGGUAAAUCCCACCUGGCCAUCGUGCAGAAGGUGAACAACGAGGGCGAGGGCGACCCGUUCUACGAGGUGCUGGGCCUGGUCACGCUGGAGGACGUCAUCGAGGAGAUCAUCAAGUCCGAGAUCCUGGACGAGUCCGACCUCUACACUGACAACCGCAACAGGAAGAAAGUGGCCCCGAACAAGAACAAGCGCGACUUCUCCGCCUUCAAACACGAGAGCGAAUCGAAAGUCAAGAUCUCGCCCCAGCUGCUGCUGGCCGCUCACCGCUUCCUGGCGACAGAGGUGAGCCUGUUCAGCCCGUCUCUGAUCUCUGAGAAGGUUCUGCUGCGGAUCCUGAGGCACCCCGACGUCAUCCUGGAGAUCAAGUUCAACGAGAGCGACAAGCGCUCGCCGCUGCACUACGUGUACCAGCGCGGGAAACCCGUCGACUACUUCGUCCUCAUACUGCAGGGCCGGGUUGAGGUGGAGGCGGGGAAUGAGAACAUGAAGUUUGAGACGGGACCCUUCUCCUUCUACGGAGUCAUGGCUCUCAAUACGCCGUCACUGGUGACGACGUGUCGUCCUCGUCACCUCUCUCUAAAAAGGUGUUCUCUGUUCUCUCGUUUUCCAGAGUUCCGCUCCCCCUCCCACAUCAGCGGGCUGAACCGCUCCGCCUCCCUCAGCUGCACGGACCGCACCGACACCCUGUCCGUCAGCGGCAGCAACAGCCAGCUCAACAGCGCCCCCUCGCCGCAGUACACCCCCGACUUCUACGUGCGCGCGCUGUCCGAUCUCCAGUACGUCAAGAUUACGCGCUCGCAGUACCAGAACGGGCUGGUGGCGUCCCGCAUGGACAGCACCCCCCAGUCCCCGGAGAGCGGGCACACGCGGCUGGACCUGCCCCUCACCCAGGCCCCCCCGGAGGUGGCCGAGAACGGGUCGGACGAGACCACGUCCCUCCUCAACGAGCAGAACUGCCAGUCCUCCCAUCAAUCAAACCACAACACCCAUACAGAGAGCACCAUCUGACAGGAGUGGGCGGGACCUAGCGGACCAUGCGCAGACAAACACACACAGAGACACGCACAUGGACACACACACACACACGCUGACACACACACACACGCUCACACACACACACACACAUUUGGGAGGGCUAUGGAGCUCCUCCCACCUCCUCCUCCUCCUCACCUCCUGUCUUCUACUUGAACCUGUGACACUCCACACCCUGUGGGGCCCAGGGCCUGAAUUUGAGGCGUGGCCCUCGAAGAGGUGAAGCAUCCUGGGUCUCACAGUCUCACCUGUCCCCUGGCCCUCACCUGGCAACGGGACAGAAACUCCAGAGAUGUGUGUGUGUGUGUGUGUGUGUUUGUGUGUAAAGUUAUGCAUGGUAGGUUCUGCUGUUAGCCCAGUGUGUAUGGGAGAAGGGACCAUUAAGUGGAACAAGAGUUAUGGUGAAAGUGUGAGUGUGUGAAUGUGUGUGUGUGUGUGAGUGUGAGAGCAUAGCAGGGUAAGGGGGGAAGUGGGUGGGGCAGUCUGACGUGUUAUUCUUGCCCCACACCUUGACCAUUUUUUUAGGCAGAACAAUUUGUGGUUUUUUAUAAACACAUAGAAGUUUAUUUUUCUCACUUUUUGUACAAAAAGGCACCUCAGAAAUCAGCUUCCCGUUCAAGAGGGAAGCGGCGAAUGCCUUUUCAGCCAGUUCCCCUUUGACAGCGCCUUCGUUUUUUUUCACGUCGGAUACGCUUCGUUAGAGACCGGUCUUCGUUUAUAUUGUCGGAUUUUCGUGUGUGUUCGUUCCCUCCAACCUGCUAUCUCCUCCUCGCUCUUGUCUGUCGUCAUGGCAACUCACACCGCUCAGGGAGAC
Anguilla anguilla (European eel) is the source of this 3267-nucleotide messenger RNA. It is a transcript of the gene cnnm4b, whose product is annotated as metal transporter CNNM4. NCBI's taxonomy places the organism in Eukaryota, Metazoa, Chordata, Actinopteri, Anguilliformes, Anguillidae. The coding region runs from base 39 to 2429 and encodes 796 amino acids. The transcript is spliced from 8 exons. Gene Ontology annotation, molecular function: sodium ion transmembrane transporter activity; magnesium ion transmembrane transporter activity. Gene Ontology annotation, biological process: magnesium ion transport; magnesium ion homeostasis. Gene Ontology annotation, cellular component: plasma membrane. The record is from RefSeq and is a predicted model, not a curated record.